Molecule: messenger RNA, 2260 nt
Organism: Herpailurus yagouaroundi (jaguarundi)
Lineage: Eukaryota; Metazoa; Chordata; Mammalia; Carnivora; Felidae
Gene: METRN
Product: meteorin, glial cell differentiation regulator
Exons: 4
Coding region: 52-921 (289 amino acids)
Biological process (GO): positive regulation of axonogenesis; glial cell differentiation
Molecular function (GO): hormone activity
Source: RefSeq, a predicted model, not a curated record
CGGCUGGCGACCCGCGGGCUCCCGCCGCCGCCCCGCCCGCCGGCCCGCGUCAUGCCGCCCCCUGCUCUGCUUUGCGCGCUCUGCUGGGGCCUCCUGGCCACCGCCACCCACGCCGGCUACUCGGGGGACGGCUGCAACUGGAGCGGCAGCGGCCUGACCCAGGAGCCGGGCAGCGUGGGGCAGCUGUCCCUGGCCUGCUCGGAGGGCGUGAUCCAGUGGCUGUACCCGGCCGGGGCGCUGCGCCUGACCCUGGCCGGCUCCGGCUCCGGCACGCGCUCUGGCAUCGCCUGCCUGCGGCCCGCGCGGUCCUUCGCAGGCGCCCAAGUCUUCGCGGAGCGGGCGGGCGGCGCCCUGGAGCUGCUGCUGGCCGAGGGUUUGGGCCCGGCGGGGGGCCGGUGCGUGCGCUGGGGUCCCCGUGAGCGCCGGGCCCUCUUCCUGCAGGCCACCCCGCACCCAGACAUCAGCCGCCGCGUGGCUUCCUUCCGCUUCGAAACGCACGAGGACAGGUACCCAGAGCUGCCUCCACAGGCCCACGGUCUUGGUGCCGAUGGUGUCUGUAGGCCCUGCAGCGACGCCGAGCUCCUGCUGACUGCGUGCACCAGCGACUUUGUGAUCAACGGAACCAUCCGCGGGGUUGCCCACAACACAGAGCUGCAGGAAUCUGUUAUCACAGUGGCAGCUGCCCGUGUCCUCCGACAGACGCUGCCGCUGUUCCGGGUGGGGGAGUCCGGGGGCCAGGCCUCCAUUCACACCCCGCUGCGCUGCGGCGUCCGUCCUGGCCCCGGCGCCUUCCUCUUCAUGGGCUGGAGCCGCUUUGGUGAGGCCUGGCUGGGCUGUGCACCCCGCUUCCAGGAAUUCAGCCGUGCCUAUGCGGCUGCCCACGCCGACCACCUCCACCCCUGUGAGGUGGCACUGGACUGAGCGGCCAGGGGGAGCAGGGCACUGGGGAGGGGCUGGGAGAGGGUGGGUGGGGAGGGACAGCCUCCUCAGGGUCCCAGCUGCUUCUGAGGUGAUAGCCACAACCAAGAGGAACACUGAUGUCAUUAGCCAGCGUAGAUGGGAGUGUCCCAUGCCUGAGCCUGGGCCAUCUGAGCACCCCCCAGCCCCACUGCUCCGAUUUCUGCUUCCGAGUAGGACGCUGAGGCUCUGGGCAGUGAUGCCUUGUCUAAGGCCACCCAGCUAGUGAGUGGGAGAGUGGCCCGUGCCCGUGCCUUGAAGGCGAGCUGCCGCUUGGGUUGGGGGGAAGCAGGGACCCUUCCUUCCACGUGAUCCUCAGCUCUGCUGCUCCUACCUUCGAGGCCGGGUUCUUCCGUAAGUGAGAAUGCAAGCGGAAAAAGGGCUGUAACUCCCCAGGUCGAGGAGGGAGGGGUCCUUUACUGGGGGACAGGCAGGAAGACGGCACUCCUAGCCUGUGAGGGAAGGCGGUGCAAUCUGGCAGGAUGCCCGACUUCCCUCUGUGGUCCGCUGGGAGCCCAGCAGAGUCAUCCUGGCCCCGUCCGAUCCUCGGGGAAGAAUGGCCCCCUCUGUCCUGAGGGCCCUGAGACGUGCGUAGCAUCCGGACAUGGCUCAUCCUCACGGGAGCGGGGUCUCCUCUGCGGGGUCGGGCACCGUUUCUGGAGGGCAGGGUGAUACAAUGGGGUCUCUAAGGACCGUUUCCCGCCACCGGCCCCAUUGUUGCUGCCUCCGCCUUCCUCUUCAGCCUCAGUCACAUAAAAGGCCAGGGCAGUUUGGGACAAAGCCCUGUGUGGAGGCUGAAUGCCCCUGGGGUGGGGGUGCAUGCCAGGGCUUCUGAACCGGGACUGGCUGACUCUGCUCACUCCAACCCCACGCGUUCCUGAGGAAGCCAAAGCUCAGGGUGGGGGUGGGGCACCUGGACUCACAGGCUGAGCCCCAGAAACAGCUUCCCAUCCUCAUCUGCCAGUCUGCAGUGGGGAAGGAGCUGACGGUGGGCAUGGAGGCCAGGGGCCGCCUCAUCUUUCAGGCAGGAGCUGAGACUAAAAGAGAGGCCGGCCGGUCUGUGCAGGGCCCAGACACAGGGCUCCUUCCUCCAGAUUUGGCUGACAGUUGUGGGUAGGGGAGGCAGGUUCCCAGGGGUUUGCAGCCACCUGCCCUCCUGAGGCUCACUGCCGCUCCCUUCUCCCCAAACUUUCAACCAUGGAGUGCUCAGGGUCACGCAGUAGACCUCUCCUGUCCCUUGAUAUUCCCUCAUCGGAGAGCUGGAGCAGCCUCGUGGCUUUAAAAACCAUCCAUGUGCUGAUGA